GGCCGGGCAGGGCCGGGCCGGGCCGUGUCCGUGCGGGAAUGGCGGAGCCGGGGUUGGCCGUGUAGGAGCUCGAGGGUGUGUGUAAGACUUGGAUGUCUCAAUGGAUGCGUGGAGCUUCUUCUCUACUUGCCUGGUGUCCUUAUGGCUGCACAGGCUUUACGUCUGUUCUGCAGUUGCCUUUGGGGUCAGCAUUUGGAUCGUCAUUCAGUUCUCCACCUCCAAACCCCAAGAGAAGGUAACAGAGCAUGGUGAAAAACCCACUGGGAAUCCCGCUUCUUCUGAAGGAAUAGAAGACAAGGUAGUCAAUGGAUGUGCCACCCUGCAGAGAAAGGAGGUCUACGUUGCUGGGGUAAAGAUUUUCUAUGGGUCUCAGACUGGCACAGCAAAGAGAUUUGCCAGAGCUCUUGCUGAGGCAGUUAUUUCCCUUAAUGUGCCAGUGGAAGUCAUUAGCACGGGAGACUGUGAUCCAGAUGAUUGUUUAUUAGACGAGACAACCAGCAGGAACAUCUGUGUGUUCUUGGUGGCUACGUACACAGAUGGGCAGCCAACCGAGAGUGCAGCCUGGUUCUGUAGGUGGUUAGAAGAGGCUGCACACGACUUUCGCUUUGGGAAAGCCUAUCUGAAGGGCCUGAGAUAUGCUGUAUUUGGCUUGGGAAACUCUGCGUAUGUUGCUCAUUACAACACAGUUGGAAGAAAUAUUGACAGGUGGCUGUGGAUGCUCAGCGCCAGCCGGAUCGUGACUCGUGCCGAGGGGGACUGUAACGUGUCCCAGAGCGAGCAUGGCACCAUUGAGGCCGACUUUGAAGCCUGGAAAGCCAAGUUCCUCACUCAGCUUCAGGCCCUCUGCAGAGGGGAAAAGAAGCCCUGUGGUGGGAAGUGCAAGAAAGGGAAGUGCAAAUCUCCAGGGAAGCAGAGCAGGGAGAGUUCAGAUCAUGAACAUGGGGUAUCGGAAUAUACGAAUACUGAGGCAGAAGAGUUGUUUGAAAGCAGUAGUGAGGAGGAAGCUGACGCUGAGGAAGCUGGAGGGUCAAAUUCUGUCCUUGAUGUUGAAGAUCUUGGCAAGAUCAUGAGGCACGUGAAGGAAGCCAAGGUUGGAAGAAAUAUUGACAGGUGGCUGUGGAUGCUCAGCGCCAGCCGGAUCGUGACUCGUGCCGAGGGGGACUGUAACGUGUCCCAGAGCGAGCAUGGCACCAUUGAGGCCGACUUUGAAGCCUGGAAAGCCAAGUUCCUCACUCAGCUUCAGGCCCUCUGCAGAGGGGAAAAGAAGCCCUGUGGUGGGAAGUGCAAGAAAGGGAAGUGCAAAUCUCCAGGGAAGCAGAGCAGGGAGAGUUCAGAUCAUGAACAUGGGGUAUCGGAAUAUACGAAUACUGAGGCAGAAGAGUUGUUUGAAAGCAGUAGUGAGGAGGAAGCUGACGCUGAGGAAGCUGGAGGGUCAAAUUCUGUCCUUGAUGUUGAAGAUCUUGGCAAGAUCAUGAGGCACGUGAAGGAAGCCAAGAGAGAACGUGAGCUCGAGGAAGGAGGUGUUGGAAUGAGCUUGACUCAAGAGAACGCUGGGAGGAAGGAGGAGGGUGGGAAGCGAGAGAUGAUAAGCCCAGCUCUGAGAGAAGCGCUCACAAAACAAGGUUACAAGCUGAUUGGGAGCCAUUCUGGGGUGAAGCUCUGCCGAUGGACAAAGUCGAUGCUCCGAGGCCGAGGAGGAUGGGUACCUUCAUCCCCACCAAUUCAGCUGCAGUCUCAGCGAGUGAAAAGUGAUGACUUGGUAACUGUUGCCUUCCUAAAGCAGUCUCUCCUAGAUGACUUUCCAUUCUAG
This is a messenger RNA of Pezoporus flaviventris, 1810 nucleotides long. Its product is annotated as S-adenosyl-L-methionine-dependent tRNA 4-demethylwyosine synthase TYW1-like. Lineage: Eukaryota; Metazoa; Chordata; Aves; Psittaciformes; Psittacidae. Gene Ontology annotation, molecular function: 4 iron, 4 sulfur cluster binding; FMN binding. Gene Ontology annotation, biological process: wybutosine biosynthetic process. The record is from RefSeq and is a predicted model, not a curated record. The transcript is spliced from 13 exons. Bases 101 to 1810 code for a protein of 569 amino acids.